AUGUCAAAUACAGCCUUUUCAGACACACCUAUUCCUCAUGUCCCCGCCGAGGCACCUCUUCGGGUCAAUGCCUUGCGUAUCUUGGGCACAAAUGCCACACGCAACUCGUUCUUGAACAGCGUCACUUCAAAUGUGUUCAAUGCUGAUACUACUGAACAAGUGCUCAAGCGAGUGCAAGAUAUUGCUGCACAAUUGCAAAAGCACGACAUUUUCGAUGAAAUCAAGAUCUACCUUGAUACUAACCACGAGAUUGCUGAUACUGUCGAUGUGACACUCCAUCUGAAGGAAAAAGAUAAGGGUUUGUUCGAGACCAAGGUCAAUGUUGGAAACAAUCAAGCUGAAUUGAACGGUGGUGUUGGCUUGCGCAACAUUUUCGGUGGUGCUGAAUCCGUCUCUGCCAAUUUUGCAUUCGGUAAUCGCACAAAGGCUUCAGUUGAGGGUGCCAUUGAAACACCUUUCCGUGGAAAUGCUAAUACUAAGAUUGGUGUGUUUGUAAAUGGCUCUAUCAGAGACCAUUCUCAAAUCAACGCCUACAAGGAAAGCGCAAAGGCAACUGGUGUUCGUCUCAAGGGUUGGACUCAAUACGGUGAGCACGAAGUCGCUUAUGCCGUAACACAUAGAGACGUUCUUGCUUUGCCUACAGCCACUGCAGGUGUUCGCAGUCAAUCAGGUACCAACGAAAAGUCGUCUGUAUUCCAUUCAUUUGUCCGUGAUCAGCGCGAUGAUGCUGUGCUUCCUACCAAAGGUCAUUAUCUUGGCAUCUUUCAAGAAUUAGCCGGUUUGGGUGGCCGUGGUGAUACCAACUACUUGAAGCAUGAAUUGAAUGCGUCUUGUCAUCAGUCAUUGAUCGACAGCAAGAGCAAGGACGACGCCAAGUUCAUUCUUAGCACGAGCUUCAGAGCUGGUUUGUUUUCUACCGUGUUGGACGCUCCCAAGGGCAGCGAUGGGCCCAAAAUCUCUGAUCGUUUCUACGUGGGUGGCCCUACAUCUGUCAGAGGCUUCAAGAUGGGCGGUAUUAGAGAGACAGAGGAACCUGUUGGUGGAGAGGGCUAUUGGGCUGCUGGUGCUAGCUUGAUUGCCUCUGUUCCUGGAUUGACUCAUUUACCUGUGAAAGCUCAUGCCUUUGCCAAUGCUGGUAGUAUUGUCUCCAGCACCAAGGGUGUCAGCGUUGGUGACACUAUCAAGGCUCUCAGUGAGACUCCUCGUACUUCUGCUGGUUUUGGUCUGAUUUUCCACCACAGCAUUGCUAGAAUCGAACUCAACUACUGUAUACCUUUGAAAUAUAGCUCCACAGAUUUACCUGAACCCAAGUUCCAAUUUGGAUUUGGUCUUAACUUUUUGUAA
Molecule: messenger RNA, 1344 nt
Organism: Mucor velutinosus
Lineage: Eukaryota; Fungi; Mucoromycota; Mucoromycetes; Mucorales; Mucoraceae
Exons: 6
Coding region: 1-1344 (447 amino acids)
Biological process (GO): protein insertion into mitochondrial outer membrane
Cellular component (GO): outer membrane
Source: RefSeq, a predicted model, not a curated record